CGGAGCGGGGCGGAAGACAUACACUCUCUCUCCCUCUCUUCAUCAUAUCUAGCUAUCUAGCAACCCGCUAUCAAGCCGCUAACCAUCUAUCAAAUCCAUACCUACAUAAUCUCAUGACUACCUGCCUACUCGCCCCCCUUGAUCCAAGUAAUUAAUCCUCAACUUGGCUCUCAACAUGCUCAUGGUUAUAACCUCUCCACCGAGCUGAUCCAUGAUAGACCUGCCUACAUAAUGCCGCUCAACCCAAGAUCCCUAGUCAGGGCCUCGAGGCUUGGCUCCGUGGCCCGACAACCUAAGGCACAUCGCAUCUUCCUCUCCUCCGGCGGGAAACUCCCAGGUGGCGCCCGGGCCGAGUCGCCUGAACAAGCCAUGCCGAUCGGUCUCUACUACGAAGCGAUCCUCUGGCAGCCGGAACCCGUCCCCAAAGUGAAGCCGCGGGAUGCUCCAGCCGUCGCCCCCCCCAAGUCGCCGCCACCCCCUCAUAAGACGGCCCCCGGAAAGGAGCCCGGGAUUGGCGCUGCCGGGCCAGCGACAACCUCCCCUCCGCAAUCCCCGGUGCGGCCGGCAACAGCGCAGGAAAAGGCACGUAUCAUCUUUGGCUCGCAGCUCGCCGGCCCUGCCGAGCGGGCCGAGCGUCUCGAAGCCAUGCGGAACCGAAGUACGCUAAUUGCGGGCAUCUUAGUCCCACCACGGCCCCAAGAACCCGACAACUGCUGCAUGAGCGGGUGCGUGAAUUGCGUCUGGGACCGGUACCGGGAUGAGAUGGAGGAGUGGGCGUCGGCGUCUGCGGCGGCCGAGCAGGCGUUGCAGGCGCAGCGGUCGCCAAGGCCGCCUGAAGCCGUCGAGGCUGGUGGCGCCACGAGCAUGGACGACGAUGGCGGCGGUAGCGAGACGAACUGGUCGACGGACGCGAAGAUGCCCGGCCAACCUAAGAUCGCCAAGGACCUCUGGGACGACAACCUGUACAAAAAUAUACCGGUGGGCAUUCGGGAGUUUAUGAAGCAGGAAAAGAGGCUAAAGGAAAAACAUCUUAAGGAGGGCACCUUGGGCGGCUAGACAAAAAAGAAAAGAAAGAAAGAAAGAAACCAGAAGGAGAGGACUACGCGUGUACCCUAUACCCCUGAAGUCGAGCAGCAAUAGACCAAUUCGGUAGAAGCUGAGCGCUGCUCGGUUUGAUCCUACGCGGGGAGCACGACCUACUCUGCCCCG
Molecule: messenger RNA, 1209 nt
Organism: Durotheca rogersii
Lineage: Eukaryota; Fungi; Ascomycota; Sordariomycetes; Xylariales; Xylariaceae
Product: oxidoreductase-like protein
Exons: 1
Coding region: 232-1056 (274 amino acids)
Cellular component (GO): mitochondrion
Source: RefSeq, a predicted model, not a curated record